UUCAUCGGCUGGUGAUCCUCGUCCAGGCCGCCUCAUUCUCGCGGAGCUCGCGGCCGCUCGGGGCAGAGAGUAGCCGGGGCGCCCAGAAGCCCCGGGAAAGGACGAGGAGCGGGGCCGGGCCGGGCCGGCAAUGCCUCCAGCUGCUGCGGCGCCUGCCGGCGACCGAGCGCCCGCGGCCUCGGGGGCGCAGCUGGGCCCCGGGGAGGCCAGGCUUUGAGGCGCUGGGGCCUAGCUCCCCCGCCUCCCUCGCUCUCUGCGGCCCCGCUUCGGCUCGCUUCCUCCGCCGCCGACCGCCAUGGCCUCCGCCGCCCGGGAGAGCGCGGGCUCCGGGCUCAGGCCGCCGCCACGGCUCCCGGCGCUGCGCGGGCUGCUGCUGCUGCUGUGCUUGUGGCUGCCCAGCGGCCGCGCGGUGGGGUCGCCCUCCGCGCCACUGUCCGAGCUGCACGCGCAGCUCUCGGGAGUGGAGCAGCUGCUGGAGGAGUUCCGCCGGCAGCUGCAGCAGGAACGGCCGCAGGAGGCGCUGGAGCUGGAACUGCGCGCGGGCGGCGGCCCCCAGGAAGGCUGCCCAGGCGGCGGCGGCGGCUACAGCGCCAUGCCGGACGCCAUCAUCCGCACCAAGGACUCCAUCGCGGCCGGCGCCAGCUUCCUGAGCGCGCCGGCUGCCGUGCGGGACUGGCGGCAGUGCCUGGAGGCCUGCUGCCUCGAGCCGCGCUGCUCCGUGGCCGUGGUGGAGCUGCCCCGCCGGCCCGCGCCCCGGGCCGCCGCGCUCGGCUGCUACCUCUUCAACUGCACCGCGCGCGGCCGCAGCGUCUGCAAGUUCGCACUGCACCGCGGCUACAGCAGCUACAGCCUCAGCCGCGCCCGAGAGGGCGAGCAGGAAGGCCUGGAAGCUGGCGCCCCGGCCACCGCCCGGGCCUCGCCGCGGCCGGAAAAGGACGAGCCUCCACUUAGCAAGGCCGGGCAAGAUGUUGUUUUGCACCUGCCCACAGAUGGAGUGAUUCUGGAUGGCCGUGAGAGCACAGAUGACCACGCCAUCGUCCAGUAUGAGUGGACACUGCUGCAGGGUGACCCGUCAGUGGACAUGAAGGUGCCUCAGUCCGGAACCCUGAAGCUGUCCCACCUACAGGAAGGGACGUACACCUUUCAGCUGACGGUGAUGGACACUGCUGGGCAGAGGAGCUCUGACAACGUCUCGGUGACUGUGCUUCCCGUGGUCUUCUCCACAGGAGGAUGCUCGAAUGUUUGCUCACGCUACCACUUCUUUUGUGAUGAUGGCUGUUGCAUUGACAUCACGCUGGCUUGCGAUGGAGUGGAGCAGUGUCCUGAUGGGUCUGAUGAAGCUUUCUGUCAAAAUCUGAGCCUUGACCGCAAGAUGGUGACCCACACGGCUAUGGCACAGCCUAGACCCACCGGACCAAGCAAAGAUGCAGGCAGGGGCUCCUUGCGGGAAAAGUCCCAGAAAGCCACCGCCCCAAAACAGCCACCUGCGUCAUCAACCACGGAAAAGAGGAAUCAUUCCGCCUCUUGGGGACCAGAGAGUCUCAUUGAUCCUGGGAUACCAGAUAGUGGUUCCUCAGGGAAGCACAGAAAAGAGGAAAAUUAUAUUUUUGAGUCAAAGAGCAAUCGAGGAGGAGGGGAACACCCAGCCCCAGAAGCAGGUGCUCCAGUGACAAAGACGGAAGACAACAGGAAUGGGGAAAGGGUGUAGGUGGUACAGGGGAUAUUUAUUUCUAUCACACCUUCCAAGAAAAGAUUGGAUCUCACUCUCACAGAGCACUCCAACUAGCUCUGGAUGCCUCAGUUAGAGAAGGAUGGAAAGCUGGUGAGAAACAAGAGAAUGUUCGUAAGAAAGCACUAGGAUGAGUUCUUGAAUUAAUCCUGAAGAAAAUUUGAAAGAACAGAAAUCAUCUAGCCUGGCAAGAAACUGACUAGGGAGCUUUUUACAUAAUUCUCAUGUGAGCUGAGAAAAUGUAAGCAACGCUUUUUAACCACAUUCUAUCCUUACCACCACUGCCUUAAUUCAGGCCACCAUCACUGUACCCCUGACUUGCUACGGGUACCUCCUAUUUCUGACCCUAGUUUUGUCCCUUUCCAAUCUACUCUCUACCCCACUGCCAGAAUUAUCUUUCUGAAAUGGAAUUCUGAUUGCUUCACUGCCUGGCUUAAACAGUCACUCCCUACCACCCUCAAGGCAGAGUCAACACACCACACUCUAAUUGCCUAUUUGUCUUGUCUUUGGAUUUUUUUUGGAUCCUCUACUUGACUGUUAGUUCCAUGAGAAUGGUCAGUUUCAAAUUCACAGCUGUACAUUCCUGGCCCUAAAGCAGUGCCUACAUAGUGGGCACGCACACACUUGUUGAAUCAAUGAUGUAUUAAGAAGGUCCUCACACUGAAAAAUAUUUAACAAACUUAACAACAGAACAAAUUGCCAAAGAAAAGUAUUAGAUAUUGCUUUUCCAAAGGCAAUUUAAAACAAAGGCUUUUUUCUUUUUUUUCCUGUCUAGAACAGUUUAAGCAUAGAUUAGCCUGACGGGGAUAGAAAUAGGGCACACAAAAACUAGAUGUCCUCUCAAAUCUAUUCCACACCUAAAUUUAAAAAGAAGCAGAGGGGGACUUCCCUGGUGGUGCAGUGGUUAAGAAUCCGCCUGCCAAUGCAGGGGACACAGGUUUGAUCCCUGGUCCAGGAAGAUCCCACAUGCCGCAGAACAACUAAGCCCGUGCGCCACAACUACUGAGCCUGCGCUCUAGAGCCCACGAGCCACAACUACUGAGCCCACGUGCCCCAACUACUGAAGCCCUCGUGCCUAGAGCCAGUGCACUCCAACAAGAGAAGCCACCACAAUGAGAAGCUCACGCACCGCAAUGAAGAGUAGCCCCUGCUCACCGCAACUGGAGAAAGCCAGCACGCAGCAACGAAGACCCAACGCAGCCAAAAAUAAAUUAACUAAUUAGUUAAUUUAAAAAAAAUAGGGGGCUUCCCUGGUGGCGCAGUGGUUGAGAAUCUGCCUGCCAAUGCAGGGGACACGGGUUCGAGCCCUGGUCUGGGAAGAUCCCACAUGCCGCGGAGCAACUGGGCCCGUGAGCCACAAUUACUGAGCCUGCGCGUCUGGAGCCUGUGCUCCGCAA
This is a messenger RNA of Balaenoptera ricei (Rice's whale), 3126 nucleotides long. It is a transcript of the gene LRP11, whose product is annotated as LDL receptor related protein 11. Gene Ontology annotation, molecular function: protein binding. NCBI's taxonomy places the organism in Eukaryota, Metazoa, Chordata, Mammalia, Artiodactyla, Balaenopteridae. The coding region runs from base 296 to 1708 and encodes 470 amino acids. The transcript has 8 exons. The record is from RefSeq and is a predicted model, not a curated record.